AGUGGUUUAUGUUAUUUUUUUAAAGCUGCUAUUUUUUCGAUUUCUUCUUUUGUCAAUAUCAUUCAGUAACGGGGUUCUCGUAGGAGAUUUUAAACGUAAAUCUUCAAGAACGAGAUGGCAAGAGGAGAGGGCGCAGAGCAGUACUCCAAUGCAAGUCUCCUGCAAAAACCCAGCCCAGAUGAAAUCAAAUUGGCAGCAAAGCAUGAAUCAAAGGGCCGGUUGUCGUUGUGCAACAAGUUGUGUUAUGCCGUUGGAGGAGCACCAUAUCAGAUAACAGGAUGUGCAAUCGGCUUCUUCCUUCAGAUCUACCUGCUGGACGUUGCUUUGUUGGACCCAUUUUAUGCCUCCAUCAUCUUGUUUGUGGGUCGAGCAUGGGAUGCUAUCACAGACCCUACUGUGGGUUUUCUGGUCAGCCGGAGUCCCUGGACCAGAUUUGGACGAAUGAUGCCCUGGAUCAUUCUGUCUACCCCAUUUGCUGUGCUGUGCUAUUUCCUCAUCUGGUACGUGCCGCCUGGUGACCAAGGCAAGAUUGCCUGGUACCUGGUCUUCUACUGCCUCUUCCAAACAUUACAGACAUGCUUCCAUGUACCAUACUCUGCUCUUACCAUGUUUAUCAGUACUGAACAGAAAGAGAGGGAUUCGGCCACAGCCUACCGAAUGACUGUUGAGGUUUUGGGCACGCUCAUUGGCACUGCUGUUCAAGGUCAGAUUGUGGGAAUGGCUAACGCUCCCUGUAUCAGCUCUGGAGAGGUCCUGAACUCCACAGAUCUACAGGUGUCUCCCGAUGUCAACAUCACUGAGCCUCAUGUUUCACUAGAGAAUCUGAGAAAUGCUUACAUGAUCGCGUCUGGUGUCAUCUGCAUCAUUUAUGUUCUCUGUGCCGUGGUCUUGUUCCUUGGUGUGAAAGAACGAAAAGAGACCUGCAGGGUUAGAACUGAGCCCAUGUCAUUUUUCCAGGGCAUUCGUAUGGUUAUGGGUCACGGCCCAUAUGCCAAGCUGGUCAUGGGCUUCCUCUUCACCUCUCUGGCCUUUAUGUUUUUAGAGGGAAACUUUGCACUAUUCUGUAGCUACACCCUGGGCUUUAGGAACGACUUCCAAAACAUCCUGCUCGUCAUUAUGCUCUCCGCCACACUUGCUAUCCCAUUUUGGCAAUGGUUCCUCACGAAAUUUGGCAAGAAGACUGCCGUGUAUAUUGGGACUACAUCUGUGGUGCCUUUCCUGGUCUCUGUAGUCUUGGUGCCAAGCAGUCUUUAUGUGACAUACAUUGUGGCUUUUGCGGCUGGAGUCAGUGUAGCAGCGGCUUUCCUUCUUCCCUGGUCAAUGCUUCCCGACGUCGUGGAUGAUUUUAAAGUCCAAAAUCCUGAUUCUCAGGGCCAUGAAGCCAUCUUCUACUCCUUCUAUGUGUUCUUUACUAAGUUUGCAUCUGGAGUCUCAUUGGGGGUCUCAACUCUUAGUCUUGAUUUUGCCGGCUAUGUGACGAGAGGUUGCACGCAACCCGCCGAGGUCGAUUUAACCUUGAAGAUCCUGGUGUCUGCCGCUCCGAUAGUCUUGAUCAUUAUCGGGCUGCUAAUAUUCAUCUCCUAUCCCAUCACUGAGGAAAAGAGACAAGGCAACCGCAAACUUCUUAAUGAACAAAGAGAAAAUGAGAUCGACUCAGAAGCAGACUCCACUGAGCUCAAUGUAGUUUAAUAGCACCAGAACCCUUGACAGGACAUUGUGCCAUUUGCGUCGGACCUACAGUACAGAGCCAAAACAAACCGAGCGGAUGCUUUGAACCAACCAGGCUGCCUUAUGGCUGAGAACUUCCACCCAUAUCACCCCUACACAACAGUGGAUCAACUUGAAAUGUAGCCUUUGCCAGCUCAAGUUCAAAGUGCCUUGCCAAUUUCCAGUCGCAAGUGCUAAUGGACGCUAGAAAUGUUUCUCUGACUUGCCUAAAUCCGAAGGGCGGGCUUCUGUGUGUAUUUGUGCUGCUCUCUGGCAUAGGAUCUCAAAGCAAACUGCCAGCUUUUGAAAAGCACACAUCUAUAAUGCACUAACAAAAAAACAAGAUCUGAGGUGGGACACGUCUACCGUAAGAAGAAACUUGAAACAUUUAGAAAGGUUUUUAAGGUGCUAAAACCAAAAAUACAUUUCAAUCAUGAUUGAAAGGUACAUUUUGGAAGGAAUAUCAGUGUAACUGUACACUACGUAAGUAAUAUUUGUAUGUAAUUUAAUAUUUAUAAAUACUUUUGUGCAUCUGACUGAAUAUACAAACUUGAAACCAUGAGACCUAAGUGGGGUUUGAUUACAUCAAACUUUAGAAUUGCGCACAAAGGGUUAUUGUUUAUUUCUUGUAUUACUUUCCUUUGCGUACACCUUCUAUUAUGUUCCUUUUUAUCUGUUUCUGCUCUUGUGGGGCAUACAGAGCUCUAUUAGAGGGAUGUGCUGAGGGAUAAACGUACAGAUUUGGUCCCUCAACGCUUCAGAUCAGAAGAACUGAUUCGAUUAAGUUCUGGAUGGAUCAGCUAAAGUGUGAAUGAAUGGUACAGCUGACAACUGAGGCAAUUAACCAGCAGGAUGCCAUCAGAGUGAGUGGGGUUAAAAUGCUUCGUCUGAGGUGAACAAGAUUAUUUAAGUAUUUAUUACUUUUGUUUUAAAUCAUAUGUUGGUUUGAUUACGUAUGUUUCUCCCAUCUUCCUUAAUUUAUCUUGUUUAAGGGUCUCAGUCAGUAAAAUAAGGGCAAUUAGAAUAGUUGUCGCUGCUGAAUUAUGUCUAAUAUGCCAUUAAUUCCUAUGGAAAAGCCAAUCAAUGUGUUUUAUAGGUGACACUGCUGUUUGUUUAGUUGUUAAAUUAAUGUGAUUUCUGCCUGCUCUGGUCGUUAGUCGGUGUCCUUUUGUUUUUCUGUGUUGUAGUUAUCAAAAGUGCUUUUAUUAUUGUAUAGUAAUAAUAAAUGUCAGUUCUCUGUAAAUUUGGUGUCAAAGAUUUGAAUGCCAAGUGUUUCCCUACCAUGUGAUGUGAUAUAUGUACAUAGACCAGCUGAAAAUAUGUACUUUUCAUUUUCUAUCUGGGGAAAAUGGAAUUACUUGUAAAUAACAUUUGUGUCAAGUGCCGUAUGUUAUACAUAUGUACAUAUGAUGAUGCACAUUGAAAUAUCAUCAGUGCAUUUUUUUUUUUAUGUUAAUACCGUUGUCUUACACCUGUCAGAGUAUUGUAUUGAUGCAUCUGUGACAUUUCUUUAUGGUUUUCAUUAACACCAGUUUGUGAUGAUAUUUUGAUAUUUCCAUAUUCUGGUAUCAAAAAUGAGUGAUUGUAUAUAAUAAAUGUGCUGAUGUUUGUACAUAGAUUUCUUCUUUUUUUUUUUUUUUGGUUGGAUGGAAUUGUUAUAAAUGUACAUGUGUGUAGUUAUUUAAAGGAAAUGUUACAAAAAAUGUCUGUUAAUAAAUGCUACCACAAUUAA
Molecule: messenger RNA, 3439 nt
Organism: Rhinichthys klamathensis goyatoka
Lineage: Eukaryota; Metazoa; Chordata; Actinopteri; Cypriniformes; Leuciscidae
Gene: mfsd2ab
Product: MFSD2 lysolipid transporter A, lysophospholipid b
Exons: 14
Coding region: 115-1689 (524 amino acids)
Biological process (GO): carbohydrate transport
Cellular component (GO): membrane
Molecular function (GO): lysophospholipid:sodium symporter activity
Source: RefSeq, a predicted model, not a curated record